CCCCUCCUCCCAUGUGAAAAAGUCGUAGCCAUUUUUAUGUAGACUAAGCCAGCUCAACGCUUGUUUCCGCAGAGUAAUUGAUGGAAUCUGCGAACUAACGUCACGGUUCAUUUCUGCAGGGAACCUUCAAGCUAGGAUUUCCUCUGUGGGUAUAUGCCAUGAGUCAUGAAGAACAAACUGCUGAACGGGCAGUUUUGUCCUGGGCUAGGUUUGCCUCAGCGGGACAGACUGCCCUUAUAGAAGCGUUGCGUGUGUUUAACCCUAUAUCGAAGGAUAUGUCUGACACUGAGCAACAAAUGGUGUCUUUUCUGCAGGAACUCCGUGAGGAAGGUCACAAACCCACAGUUUUGAAAAGCAAAGAUGUGUAUGGGUACAGAUCCUGCACAACGGAGCCUCUCACAUCAGAAGCUAUGGCUAGAGCUCAAUGCAAGAUAUCAAAGCCUUCUAAAAAGAGAGGCCGCAAACCUCUAGUAAAAAAGAAAGAAGUAAACUAUGCACUGCUAAGCUCAGCAGCGAAAGUCAUUCUGAAAAACCAACCCAAGAUUUUGCUGACAAACCUUUCAGCUGAUGCUCUUAAGCACACAGUGAACUGCAGAGAACAUCUUCGGAUGGGAAUACCCUCUCAGACUCAAUGUCUAAAGCUGACUAAUAUACAGGGGUUGUCAGGAGGCCCUACUGCAAGACUGCAGAUCCACCUGGACACGUACACGAUGGCUCGAUCUACUAUUUGCCCCCCUAGUUUGUCAGGUAUUCCUUGUCAGCCUUUGAGGACUACAGGCCAACCCACAACAGUUGUAUCUUUGAACAACAGACAUGUGCAAUCCCGACCUGUGAGGACUGACAUGACUCUCAUUGGAGAUUCUGCUCCCUUCAUUGUUCAGAAUGGCAUUCAUUUGAAAGAAAACCAUAAUGGCAGUAAUGACCUAGAUUGGAGGACCAAGAAGUCAGUGAAGAUUAUCGGAUGUCAUGAGUGCGUGCCUGGGUCCCACUCUUUGCUGACAAACAAUUGUGAACUUGGGCAGACUGAUAAUAGUCUCCUCUGGAAAGUUAUCAAAGUGGAUGACUCAUUCACAGAUGAAGAGGUCAGGAGGAAGGCACAACAAAUUUUUCAAGUUAAUUUAUCACCAGUUAUACAGAUUCAACCGCUCAUUGUCCAUCCUGUAUAGAACAGUAACUAUAGUAUCUAUUUUUUUCUUGGCUGUGCUCAUGGCUGUCAUUGUGAAAAUAUUUUAUGGCGAACAUUAUAAAGUGACAUUGCAAAGAACAGGCAUGUACUCUGGUGAGCUUUACUGCUGAUAAGAAUUCAAGGUGGGAUUGAAGAUUUUUUGUGAGGCAGUGUUCAGAACAUCCUUGAUUCCCUCAUUCCCUUGUCAAAAUGGAUGACUGUUAAUAUGAAGUCCAUAAGAUUUGAGAGGGUUUGGUGUGUACUACUGACAAAAAGUGAUACUUUUGUUUCUUUUGUGUCAAAGGGAGUUCCUCUUAGCUGUCUAAUACCUAUCUGUUCUAUGCCACUCAAUUGCCCUGGAGGCCACUCCAUUUUGUAUGAUAUUUGGCUAUUUGUACAUAAUCUUCCUAUUGGUUUGUUGAUUGGAAGCACUUUUAUAUUAAGUUGAUUUUUAGCUCGUCUUCAACUGCCUUACAUUUUUGAUGUGGACAAAUACAUUUUUAAGCCUGUGUUUUCAUCUGCAUUAUAGUUAUAAAAGGGCUCUCUUUUUGUUUGUUUCAGUUGUCACCACCCUCUGUCCCCAACAAAUGUGAUUUUGUUUGUCUAUAAUCAUGUAGAUACAAAGUGUGAAGACUGCCCUCUUACAGCUUACAUCAACAAAUUAAAAUUGAUUUUUUUUAUGCCAACAUCCUCUUAAUUGUUAAUAAUUCAAUUUCUUUAUUGGUUCGUUGGUCUAUGAUGCGAUUGUAGUAGAGGUUAAAUGGCAGCAUUAUUGCUGGAUAAUUUAAUGAUCUGCUUAACUUAUGUACAUACACAGUUUAGAACUAUAGGAGGAGCCUAGGGUUUUCUGCAAGGAAAUGGAAAUCCUUUUUUUGUUUGUUGAAAGUGGCAUGUCUACAAAAAGCAUUUUCACCAAUAAACUAUUUGGAAUUACUAUAAGACAUAUAUUUGGGAACUUUUGGAGACAAAAAAACUAUCAUGCUCAGUUACUUUGGCUUACACGAUCUUGUAUUUGGUCUUGAGUUUUGUGGCUGAAGACGAACACUUGUUAUGAGGUUUUAAUUAGUGCCAGUGUCCACUUGUAGGCAAACUCCAUAGAAUGGUUUAGACCAUUUUUUUUUUUUUUGCCAGCGAUUAACUUUUGUUCGUUUUUGUUAUAUUUUCUGUAGUUAUUUAUUUCUAGGAAGGGCAUGUAUGGACACUUGAAACUGGUGAAACAUUAAAUUAGCUCAAAGCCCUUUAACAGUGUAUUAUUAAAUAGUACAUUUCUGGAAAAAAAAAUUCAGAAUUCUUCCCUAUUGAUCGUUUCCGCUCAUCUCCCAUACAGUCUCAUAGUUGAGUCUGUGAGAGUUUUGAUGAACUUGUCAGUGUUGUACAUUUGUUUUAAGUGUUCAGAGACUAAUUAAAAUUCAUAUGAAAAA
Alosa alosa (allis shad) is the source of this 2586-nucleotide messenger RNA. It is a transcript of the gene ccdc71, whose product is annotated as coiled-coil domain containing 71. The transcript has 2 exons. Lineage: Eukaryota; Metazoa; Chordata; Actinopteri; Clupeiformes; Clupeidae. The record is from RefSeq and is a predicted model, not a curated record. The coding region runs from base 159 to 1166 and encodes 335 amino acids.